CUUGACCGUGCAUCGUUCAAUAAUUCCUAGGAAAAUAUCUAGUUCGUUUUACGUUCGCAUUACCGGGAAAUGGAAACAAGUCAAGAUAAGAAGGUUCGAAUACGAAACGGUCGAGGUCAACGUAUACGUGGCGUUCAUUCUGAUUUGUUUCGCGCGUCAUCGUUUAGUGUUACGUCACGUUUCGGUAUUCAAAAGAAAAAAGCGAAUCGGUCUAUUUGCAAGUUUGUUGCACGAGCGUUAUACAACGGAGGCAACGACGACGCAACGCGACGUAACCAACGUACCACGCGACACCGGACACUCGGUUCACUUCGUGCAUGUUCGUGCAUACUCGUAUAAACUCGACGCGGCACGAAAAUCUGAUAGAUUUCAAAAGUACGCGCGUCCCGAUCAUUUAUUUGAGAAAAUCAUUUCGCGUUUGAACGAUACGUCGCAUGAGAAAAGCUCACAUCAUGCACUUGCGAUCUAUCGAUCGAAGAAAGAAAGACAAAGAGAGAGAAAUAUUUCGAUGAAAAUAGUCAUAACGAAACAAAAUCGAUCGAUCUGUCGAUCAAUCUUGAUACCUUAAGAAUUUUUCCGCGCGCAUUUUCGAGAUUCAGCGAGGCUAACUAGGGUUAACUCGACUCUCAAUUGAUUACGCGUAUCUUAAUUGACAGAUCUAGAGUAGGCGUUUACGUUCUAUCGAUUUCAAUCUCACCAACGAAAAAGUUCCAAUAUACGAAGCGAGGACGUGGCACAAGUCGCCGGGGAACAGUGGAUCUCAAAAGUGUUCGGUCGACUGACCACCGACGAGGAACGAGUUCGAACUAUUUUCACAGAUGGAAAGAUAAAGGACGCUGUGCUGGAAACGUUGAAUCGCACGGAGAUCCUUUAUCGCGACAAGGAUGCAAUGGCGUCUAGAGCGAGAAGGCUCGAAGGAUUCGAAGCCUUAGCAGCGGACGAAAAGAGGAAGGCGUUGUUACUGUUCAGUCAAGCCAUUCUUCGAGCACCUCUUCCAGGGAAAUGUAAGACAGUCGAUCGAGGAUUAGGAUUGCCACUCGCGUUUCUAGCUAGAGCCGAAGCUUUUCUCACAUGGAACGAAUAUCGGUUCGCUUUGGAAGAUUUGACUUUCGUCGAGGAGAUGAAUCAUCUUCUGCCAAACGAAUUAAGAACAAUGUUGGCUCGGAAGAAAGAAACGUGCGAGAAAUUCUUACGUGCAAGUGAGAAAAACCUAGUAUCUAUAGAACAGGAUCGAAGGAAUGGAGCACUGGUUGCCACCGAGGAAAAAUAUGUAUUAAAAGGUGGUGAAAAUCCUCGCCUACCAGGAGCCUCGAUUCUCCUCGACGUUGAAGAAACGGUGAAUGCUGGCAAACGAGUGAUCGCGGCCAAGAAUAUCGAACCUGGAGAUCGAUUGAUCAUUGAAUCACCACACGCGGCUAUUCUGCUUCCAGAAUUCUUCGGUACCCAUUGCCAACACUGCUUUUCAAGAUUCAAAGCUCCGAUAGGAUGUCCGGAUUGCAGCAGCGUGGCGUUCUGUGGAAGAAAGUGCAGGGAUGCAGCUUUGGCCAGCUACCACAAAUACGAGUGCAAAAUUUUGGUCCUGUUGAUAGGCUCGGGGAUGAGCGUUCUGAGCAUGCUCGCCUUGCGAAUGGCGACUCAAGUUGGUCCAGCCGGCUGCCUCCGCAUUUACCGAGCAUUAAAUCGUCAAGAUUCUGUGAUAGACGGGGAGGAAAUUGCAGAAUCAUCGACGAUAACAACAACGACGGAGAAACUGAGCAAAUCGGCGAAACGUCGUUCGAGAAGGAAGAAACUGCGAGACUCGAGGCGGUCAAAGGGGGAGGAAACGGUAGCGGAACGUCGGGAAAUAAAAGGAGAGGAAGAAGAAGAUGAGGAGAAAAUGGUGGAAAAUAUGGAUCUACGAGUAUACGAUCUCGUGAUGCAUGAAAAACGAAGGACGGCCAAGGACUUUUUCGAAAGAUCCUUGAUGGCAGCGUUCCUUUUCAAGUGCUUGCAGAAAGUUGGAUUCUUCGAUAAUCCCUCGAGCAACGAAGAAAUGCCCAACGAUCGAGAGAUCGCAGUGGCUAGUCUCCUGCUGAAACAUCUUCAAUUGUUGCAAUUCAACGCGCACGAAGUAUUCGAGACGCGACUUGGAACGGAGCAUCGGUUUCGUGGUAGCAAACCUAUCUAUAUAGGAGUAGCCAUUUAUCCGACAGUUGCCCGAUUCAAUCACGAUUGUUAUCCGGCGGUAACCAGAUAUUUUCUCGGUCGUUGUAUCGUGAUUCGAGCAACUCGCAGUCUCCAACCAGGAGACGUAGUCGCUGAAAAUUACGGGCCUAUAUUCACGAAACGAAACUUAGAGGAGAGGCGAAGAAAUCUGGCUGGAAGAUAUUGGUUUUUCUGCGAAUGCAAUGCUUGUCGUGAAAACUGGCCAUGCUUGGAAAUUAUGACAAACGAUGAUGUUAGACUGAGAUGUCCAACCAAAGGAUGCUCUAACAUUCACCAACGUCCACGAAAUUCCAGCAAAUCCAUCUUCGAAUGCUCCUGUUGUCGACGAAAAAUUGAUUUGAGAAAACCGUUGGACCACGUGCGCGAAUGCGAACAACUAUACACUCGAGGAUUUGAAGCAAUGGAAAAAGAACAACCCGAGAAGGCACUGGAGGCAUUCUUUGAAGCAACGAGCAAGUUUCAUAAAAUCGCUAUGCCGCCUCAUAAAGACACUCACUUGGCUGAAAUUGCAGCGAGCGCGUGCAUGGCGGAUGAAGGAAACGUUUACCGACUUGAUUCUUUCCUUUGAUUACGCGAAUUCGCUAUCAUCUAUUUGUGAACAACGAAACAGGAAGAAAUGAAACUAACAGGAAUAGAAAAACAAAAAAAAUUAUGUGAUUAUUACGUUCAUCGUAGUUUGAUCAUUUGAGCAACAUUUAUCUCGAUAAAUGAUGAUUAAAAUAAAAAUAUUUCAAAGAACGAAAUUGUUACAAAUAUCACGUGAUAGAUCGGAAAAAAGGAGAAAUAUAUGGAUAAUCGAUGUGAGAGUGUAACAAACUUCACCCUCAAUUCGUGAGUUUUGCGAUUUUUUUGGCAUUUAUUUUUUAUAAUGCACAUGUUUCGUGAAAAAAUUAAAUUCCGUAUAUGAAAGUAGCUUUUCCAAGUUUCGCAUUUCGGUACAAAAUUCACUGGGUUCAAAGGGAAGGAGGGAAUCGUCAGUCGUUGAGGAAACAAGGAUAAGGAUAAGGACAAGGAUAUAUGGAUUGGGAUAAGGAAAAAUAUGGAAAAAGGUUAAGGUUAAGAAUGAGGAAAGCAGGAUAGAUCGAUCGAUGGGAUAUCGAUCGACGGACGUCGUGUUGCAACGCGUCCAGGUCGCGACCGGCGAGAUCUACGUCUCCUCUUUUACCUGUUGUUUCUUCGAGAGCCACAAGUUCCCUCGACAUUCUUUUUUUCUUUCAUUCCUUUUUCUUUCCAUUUGUCCCUCGAUCCGAGAUUCUAAGGACAGCUCAUCGUGCAUCAUUGCGAUCGCUCCUCGCGAAAAGCUGAAUUUAAAACUAAUUGACUGUCGCAACGAGUUGGUACGCGAAUUGUCACGAUCCUCUCGUACUCGUCUCUCCCUCAAAAGUAAUAAACGCGAUCCAAAAACGUCUCGCGUGAGA
Messenger RNA from Apis dorsata (giant honeybee), 3623 nucleotides. Its product is annotated as SET and MYND domain-containing protein 4-like. Gene Ontology annotation, molecular function: protein binding. Lineage: Eukaryota; Metazoa; Arthropoda; Insecta; Hymenoptera; Apidae. The record is from RefSeq and is a predicted model, not a curated record. Bases 890 to 2773 code for a protein of 627 amino acids. The transcript is spliced from 10 exons.